This is a messenger RNA of Coffea eugenioides, 1171 nucleotides long. RefSeq names its product GDSL esterase/lipase At1g29660-like. Lineage: Eukaryota; Viridiplantae; Streptophyta; Magnoliopsida; Gentianales; Rubiaceae. Bases 32 to 1135 code for a protein of 367 amino acids. Gene Ontology annotation, molecular function: hydrolase activity, acting on ester bonds. The record is from RefSeq and is a predicted model, not a curated record. The transcript has 5 exons.
GAAAAAAAUUUCCUCACAAAUUUGUGCAAUAAUGAGGGGUGAAUGCAAGAAGUUGUCCUUGGUGUUUGUAGCGGUGUUGGUGCUGCUGCUGAAUGUUGAGAAUGGGGUAUUGGCACAACCCCAAGUCCCAUGUUACUUCAUUUUUGGUGAUUCCCUAGUGGACAAUGGUAACAACAACAACCUCAACUCCUUGGCUAAAGCUAAUUACUUGCCUUAUGGAAUUGAUUUUCCCCGCGGACCAACGGGAAGGUUUUCUAAUGGGAAAACCACGGUAGAUGUCAUAACUGAGGAAUUGGGCUUCGACCGUUAUAUUCCACCUUAUUCAAGAGUUCGUGGCCAAGACAUACUUAGAGGAGUAAAUUAUGCUUCUGCAGCUGCUGGAAUUAGAGAGGAAACUGGAAGGCAGUUGGGUCAAAGGAUAAGCUUUUCUGGACAAGUGAGGAACUACAUAAACACAGUGAGAGCAAUUGUGAACAUACUGGGAGAUGAAAAUGCUGCUGCAGAUUACCUAAGCCAGUGCAUAUUUUCAGUUGGACUCGGAAGCAAUGACUACCUCAACAAUUAUUUCAUGCCUCUUAUAUACCAAACUAGCAGGCAGUAUACACCUGAGCAAUAUGCUCAGGUUCUUAUUCAACAGUAUGCUGAGCAAAUAAGGAUAAUGUACAACUACGGAGCAAGGAAGCUUGUUCUACUUGGAGUGGGUCAAAUUGGCUGCAGCCCAAAUGCAUUGGCCCAAAAUAGCCCAGAUGGAAGGACCUGUGUAGCAAGAAUCAAUAAUGCCAAUCAGUUGUUCAAUAACCAACUCAAGGCAUUGGUGGACACCUUGAACAACCAGUUCACUGAUGCAAGAUUUAUCUACAUCGAUGCUUAUGGCAUUUUCCAGGAUAUACUCAACAGUCCCUCUUCUUAUGGUUUCACUGUCGUAAAUGUUGGGUGCUGUGGUGUUGGAAGAAACAAUGGCCAAAUAACAUGUCUUCCUUUACAAACUCCAUGUCGAAAUAGAAAUCAAUAUCUGUUUUGGGAUGCUUUUCAUCCAACUGAAGCUGGCAAUACCAUAGUUGGAAGAAGAGCGUACAGGGCUCAAAAGUCAUCAGAUGCAUAUCCAAUUGACAUAAGUCGCUUAGCACAACUUUGAAGAUGUAAACUUCAAUUAAUUAGAGUCAAAGGAGAU